CUGGCAGAAAUAGCUGAAAGUAUCGGCAGAUUGUUUCAUGUGGUAUGAUUAUUUUUCAGAUUGCUUGUGGCGACUUGCACAAAAUUUCUCAAUCCGUAGUAUCAAAAACGGUAUCUAACAUUUCUAAGAGAUUGGCUUUGAAAUCUAGGCAAUUUAUUAAAUACCCUGGAUCAAAUGAAAGGGUUGAAACUAAAAGAAAAUUCUACCGAAUUGCAGGGUUUCCAGGUGUAAUUGGAUGUAUUGAUUGCACACACAUUCCAAUAAAAAAUCAAUCCAGAACAAGGGGAGAAAUCUUUCGUAAUAGAAAAGGCUGGUUUUCUAUCAAUGUCCAAAUAGUAUGUGGACUGCAAAUGGAAAUAUAUGACAUUGUUGUGCGAUCGCCUGGAUCUGUGUAUGAUUCGCGCGUAUUUAGCAACAGCAGAUGCUGUUUGAGAUUUGAAGAAGGCGAUUUGGUUGGCAUUCUUGUCGGAGACAGCGGUUAUGCGCAGACUGGCUUUAUGUACACUCCUGUACUGAAUCCUCAAACAGACCCAGAACACAGAUACACUCGAGCACGUGUGUUGACAAGAAACGUUAUUGAUCGUGUAAAUGGUGUAUUAAAGAGACUUUUGUACAGUACACAAAAAUUCAUGCAAUAUUAUAGUCUCUUGUGCUGUCCUACACAACAUUUGUUUAAUGACCAAUGAACCUGAACUGAACCCUGAAAUUGAGAUAGAAAAUGUCCCAGUACCUAAUACUCAGGACUCUUCCAGAGGGAGUAUUAUACGAUCGGCUUUUAUUUCUAGGUAUUUCAAUUAAAAAUUCUGCAUAUGAGUAACAUCAACCUACAGCAGUCCACUGCUGGACAUAGACCUCUCCAAUUGCUCGCUACUGAGCACAAUCCUCGGUUUCCCUCAUCCAGCUCCUGCCAGCCACCCUGCACAGAUCAUCACUCCACCACUUUGCAGUUUCGACUCAAGAACAUGUAACACCUAACAGUUAUCAGUUGUCCAGCUAAUAUGGGUAUAUAAGUUGGAACCGAGCAGUGAGCACUGUUAUUGUAAUGCAGAUAGUAUUCUUUAUUUUGAAGAGGAAUGAUUAAAUUUGAUUUUGUUAAUUUUGAUAAUUUUUUUUACUAAAAAAGUAAAUAGUACGAGGUUAGACUUUUGAAACUCCUUAUUUUAUUUACCUACUUAACUCAUAUUUUGCUUAUGUGAUUGUAGA
Bombyx mandarina (wild silkworm) is the source of this 1203-nucleotide messenger RNA. RefSeq names its product putative nuclease HARBI1. The record is from RefSeq and is a predicted model, not a curated record. Lineage: Eukaryota; Metazoa; Arthropoda; Insecta; Lepidoptera; Bombycidae.